Corylus avellana is the source of this 1780-nucleotide messenger RNA. RefSeq names its product Ankyrin repeat family protein (gene EMB506). Gene Ontology annotation, molecular function: protein binding. The record is from RefSeq and is a predicted model, not a curated record. Lineage: Eukaryota; Viridiplantae; Streptophyta; Magnoliopsida; Fagales; Betulaceae.
CGGGCGACGCCAGGUACAUCCUUCAAUCGUUUUUUCACUUCUCAAAUGAGCGAGAGAAAUAAAGAAAUAAAACCGUCGCUUUGGGUAGCGCUUUGGUGAUAACACAAAAUCGCGGUUUAGAAAUCUCUUUUCUACUUUUUAGCUCAAAGCAGUCCCGCCAGAGCUAAGAGUCCUCCUGCCUUCUCUGUUUCAGCUAAAGAGACGUAGAAAAUGGUGUCUUGGGCCACGGCAACCUUUUCGUCGAAUCAACUUGUUCCACUUUCUGCUGUUGUUACUGCUGCAGCUGCUCCUUGUUCCAGCUGCAGAGCCAAUUUCUUGAAAGUAUGUAGUCCAAGAAGAGGAAGGUUUUAUUUGUUUGUUCCUGAGAACCACUCAAGACUGAGGACUUUUGUGGUUGAGUCAAACCGAGUUUCUACAUUACAAACUCGACCGGGUACUUGGGAAGAUCCUGAUGACGGCAGUGGUAGUGAUUAUGACGAAGAAGAUGAGGAAGUGGAAGAAAAUGACUUGGAUUAUGAGAGUGACUGGGAGGAAGAAAGAGAUGCUUCAGCUACAACUAGUGUUGAUAACCCCACAACAAAUAAGUAUGAGGAGGAUCUUGUCAAAGAGGUUGAACAGCUUUUGGGCCCAGAAGAAAGAGCAAUUUUGCAACAGAAUGUGACACCUAACCUGGGAAAAAUCUCAUCUGCAAAAUGGAGCCCACUCCAUACUCUUGCGCUAUCAGGGCAAAUAUCUUUCAUGGAUAAGCUACUAGAAAAUGGGCUCGGUAUUGAUAUUCUUGAUCAGGAUGGUCUCACUGCUCUCCAUCAGGCAAUUAUAGGCAAAAAGGAGGCUGUAAUAAGUCAUCUUCUAAGAAAAGGUGCAAGCCCUCAUGUCAAAGACCGGGAUGGUGCUACUCCACUUCAUUAUGCGGUUCAAGUUGGUGCCAUGCAAACUGUGAAGUUAUUGAUAAAAUACAAGGUUGAUGUAAAUGCUGCAGAUAAUGAGGGGUGGACUCCAUUACACAUUGCCAUCCAAAGCAGAAAUCGAUAUAUUGCAAAAAUUUUGUUAGUCAAUGGCGCAGAUACACACAGAAGAAAUAAGGAUGGAAGAACACCCCUGGAUCUGAGUCUGUGUUAUGGUAAAGACUUCAAAUCAUAUGAUCUCGCCAUGUUACUGAAGGUAGUGUCUGCUAACAGAGAUCUUUGAUGGAGACUGGGAAUACCACAAUGUUGAGAUAGAAUCUUCUGUUGCAAGAAUGUUUCUAGCAGUUGCUGCUAUAAUCUUCUCAAUGGUCGUGCAUUCUGUGGUUGUGUGAGACUAUAGUGAAGUUUCUUGACAGGCUAAUUUGUAUCGACUUCCUCACAUAUCAUGGUUAUCAUGGCUUCUUUCUUCGCUAGUAAAUGUUAACAGGAUUCUUACAGGAUGACAAUGUAUACAUUAUGUAUGUCUAGUUUACCCAAAAGCACUUCAGUGACCUGCAGACCUUAUGGAGACACGAAGAUUUGUGUAAAAGGAUGCAACCAAUGGAGAAAGUUGGAAGGACUGUUCCUGCAGCCAAAUGGUGUGGGAUAGUGUAUCUGUUUAUUUUUUUUACAUGUAUGUAGGACUGCUGCUACGGGAUGGAUUUAAUCUUUUGUUCCUUGUAUAAAUGUCUAUCAAGGAAUGCUAUGGCCUAUGGGCUUUUCCUGGGUGUCCCUCACCCCCCAAAAGAAAAAAAAGAAUCAGUUCGUUCUUUGCUUAAUUAUUUCUUGCUAUGUGGAUUUGGUUAAUUUUCACAUUCUAUUCCUCUGGGUUUUUU